Molecule: messenger RNA, 871 nt
Organism: Callorhinchus milii (elephant shark)
Lineage: Eukaryota; Metazoa; Chordata; Chondrichthyes; Chimaeriformes; Callorhinchidae
Gene: rpl7
Product: ribosomal protein L7
Exons: 7
Coding region: 69-812 (247 amino acids)
Biological process (GO): maturation of LSU-rRNA from tricistronic rRNA transcript (SSU-rRNA, 5.8S rRNA, LSU-rRNA)
Cellular component (GO): cytosolic large ribosomal subunit
Molecular function (GO): structural constituent of ribosome; RNA binding
Source: RefSeq, a predicted model, not a curated record
GCCCCCCCCCCCCACCUCUCGCGCAGGCGCAGUGCUCUGUCUUUCCCUUUCCCCUCUCGGUGGCCACCAUGGCGGACGACAAGACGCAGAAGAAGGUGCCAUCUGUCCCCGAAAGCCUUUUGAAAAGGCGCAAGGCGUUUGCGCUGAUGAAGGCCAAGCGCAUCAAGCGUUUGUUGGCCGCAAAGAAGUUAAACAGAGAGAAGAGAAAACUUAUCUACAAGAGGGCUGAAAGUUACCACAAGGAGUACACACAAAUGUACAAGCGUGAGAUCCGUUUUUCCAGAAUGGCUCGCAAAGUUAACAACUUCUAUGUCCCCGCUGAACCCAGACUGGCUUUUGUGAUCCGGAUUAGGGGCAUCAACGGUGUCGGUCCUAAAGUUCGCAAGGUGCUUCAACUCCUAAGACUGCGUCAGAUCUUCAACGGCGUGUUUGUCAAAUUGAACAAGGCUUCCAUCAACAUGCUUCGAAUUGCAGAGCCCUACAUUGCAUGGGGGUAUCCAAAUCUGAAGUCUACACGUGAAUUGAUCUACAAACGUGGUUUUGGCAAGAUCAAGCAUCAGCGCAUUGCUUUGACUGACAACGCCCUGAUCGAGAAGCAGCUCAAGAAGUACGGCAUCAUCUGCGUUGAGGAUCUGAUCCAUGAGAUCUACACAGUCGGCAAGAACUUCAAGGCAGCAAACAACUUCUUGUGGCCCUUCAAAUUGUCCUCCCCACGUGGUGGCAUGAACAAGAAGACUACACACUUUGUUGAGGGUGGUGAUGCUGGUAAUAGGGAAGACCAGAUCAACAGAAUGAUCAGGAAAAUGAACUAAAAGUGUGCCACAGAUGAACUUCUUACUGUGUUCUGUUAAAUAAAGUUGUUUACAGAAAA